AUGAAUAAAAUUAGUUUAUCAGAUCGUAUAUCUGGUUCUUUAUUUGGAUUAUUAUUAUGUGAUUCAUUAGGAACUGCAGUCGAAUGUCAAACUUCUGGUUCAUUUGAUCCCGUAAAAUCAUUACGAGGUGGUGGAAAAUUUCAAUUAAAACCUGGACAAUUUACAGAUGAUGGAUCAAUGGCAUUAUGUUUAUCUAUUGCUUUAUUAGAUAAUUUGAAUAAUAUUCAUUCAUCAAUUAAACAAAUGAAUUUAUAUCGACGUUGGUAUGCAAAUGGUUAUUUAUCAUCAAAUGGUGAAUGUUUUGAUAUUGGAAUUACUGUACGAAUUGCUUUAAAUAAAUUUAUUUCAAAUUCUGAUCAAUCAGAAACUGCUUAUUAUGGAAAUACAAGUAAUAAAGCAUCAGGAAAUGGUUCAUUGAUGCGACUGGCACCAAUUCCAUUACUUUAUUAUCAAGAUCCUUCUCAUGCUGUAAUUGAAGCAAUGAAUUCAUCAAAAACAACACAUGCUUCAUUACUUUGUUUAGAUAGUUGUCGAAUCUAUACAGUAUUAAUUAUUGGUGCUUUACAAGGAUUUUCAAAAGAUGAUUUAUUAAAUACUGACCAAUUAUUUGUUCCAAAUGGUUUACCAAAUGAUUAUUGGAUAAACAAUCCACUUGAUGCAGAUGUUUUCAAAGUAAUAAAUGGUUCAUAUAAACAACUUAAUCCACCAGAAAUUAAAGCAUCAGGAUUUGUUAUUGAAACAAUGGAAGCAGCAUUAUGGGCAUUUUAUCAUACAAAUUCAUUUGAAGAAGGUGCAUUAAAAGCAGUUAAUUUAGGUAAUGAUGCUGAUACUGUUGGAGCGAUUUAUGGAAUGUUAGCUGGAGCUUUUUGUGGAAUUGAUAAUAUACCAAAUGAAUGGAAAGAAAAGUGUUAUUUUAAUGAUCUCAUUCAAACAAUAUCAGACGAAUUAUUUAGACAAUCACAGAUAAGAACGAACGUAUCAAUUGUAUAUAAAAAAGUAUUGGAAGUAUAUGAUGAAUUAGCAAAAUUUUAUUCAGGAACAAUAAAACGACGUGUUUUACCUUGCCCUAAACAAUAUAAAUCUAUGAAAGAAUUCAAUGAAGAUAUUCAGCAACUUCAUUCAAUCUAUGAAACUGUUCUUAAAUCAUUGGAUGAAGAUCAAGAAAUGAUUACUAAUGAUGAAAAACAAGUGAUUUUCAAUCGUUCUAAAUCAGUUUUAGAACAAUUUUUAAGUCUCAUUGAAGAUGAUAAACAUUCAUUGAUUAUAAAAUGGUCACGAAAUAUAAAUCCUUUCUCACAAAAAAAAUAA
Molecule: messenger RNA, 1308 nt
Organism: Adineta steineri
Lineage: Eukaryota; Metazoa; Rotifera; Eurotatoria; Adinetida; Adinetidae
Source: the annotation of a GenBank genome assembly